Messenger RNA from Sceloporus undulatus (fence lizard), 754 nucleotides. It is a transcript of the gene S100A1, whose product is annotated as S100 calcium binding protein A1. Gene Ontology annotation, cellular component: sarcoplasmic reticulum. Gene Ontology annotation, molecular function: calcium ion binding; S100 protein binding. The record is from RefSeq and is a predicted model, not a curated record. The transcript is spliced from 3 exons. Lineage: Eukaryota; Metazoa; Chordata; Lepidosauria; Squamata; Phrynosomatidae. The coding region runs from base 264 to 548 and encodes 94 amino acids.
CAGCCUCUCUCGGUCUCUUUAAAUUCGGACACAACAAGCCAGGCUGUCCAGUUGCCGGUAUCGGGUUCUCCUGGGGGAAGGGAAGGUGCUUCCAUCGUAUUUAAAGCCACCGAGUGUCCGGCGAUUUUGGACUCACUUUGCCGGAGAGGUGGGUGCGAGAAGAGGAUCAAAGCCAACCAAGAGUCACAGGCUUGGAGAGUGGUGCUUUCAGGGGGCAGAACAGGCUCAUUGCCUCCGGUGGGCCACUCUCUUCCUCCCCAGCGAUGGCUUCGCAACUGGAGAGCGCUAUGGACACCCUGAUUUCCGUCUUCCACAGCUAUUCCGGCAAGGAAGGGGAUAAGUACAAGCUGAGCAAAAAGGAGUUGAAGGACCUGCUGCAGAAUGAGCUCGGAUGUUUCCUCGAGACCCAGAAGGACACGGAGGCGGUGGACAAAGUCAUGCACGACUUGGACGAGAACGGCGACGGCGAAGUCGAUUUCCAGGAGUUCGUGGUCCUGGUGGCGGCCCUGACCGUGGCUUGCAACAACUUCUUCUGGGAGAACACCUGAGCUGCUCGAAUGAGGCCAAGGAAGCCGUCCCUGCUGCUGAUGCUGCUUUGCUGAGCUCAGAGUCCCUCUCCUGCCGUCUUCUCCCAGGCCUCCCCUUCCUAAGUCUUGUGCUUUUCCCUCCAUCUUGGAGGGAAAAGAGCACCCCUCGGUGCCAUGUGUUACUAUACUGAGACAGCACUGCUUAUUAAAGCCAUCCAUCUUGCUAA